UUUAAGAAACAAUAACGAAAUAUAUGUAAUAAAAGCCAACUACACUUAAAAUAUAUUAAAUAAAAGUAAACAAGAAAUUGCGAGAAAAAGGAAGCUGUGCCCUCAUACUAUAGUAUAGUAUAUAUAUCGUUAGUUUAGUAGAAAACUUAUUCCCAUUCCGUGUUUUAAGCAACAGAAUGCGUAGCCGCACUGAACUAGUUACCACAACUUUUGUAGACUCUGAGGAGGAUUACAGUGAGGACGAUGAUUCUGAAGAGGAUUGGCGUCCUUCUGCUUCGAAUAAAAACGGUAAAAAACAAAAACAACUACGAGGAGCUAGUGCUACGGCUAGCAAAAGGGGCCGCAAACGUAAGGCAAGUUUAAAUCCAGUUACCACAAAUAAAUCGUCCGUGAAACGUAAAGCGACCUAUGAAGAGAGUGACGAUGAAGAAGAAGAUGAAGAACCGCCAAGUGAUGAGGAAUUCAAUUCUUUUGAUGAAGAAGAAGAGACAGCCGGACCUUCGCAGAAGAAACCAUCUACUAAUCUACCGCCUAAGAAACAAUUUGCCGAUAAGAGUUCAACAACAGCAACGACUAUGGAAGGCAGCAAUUCAGUUACGACUGAUAGUAUGUUAAGUUUACUGGUUUACGCAAAAGAUCUAGUGGGAGAUUGUACGAAAAAUCAACGUUUAUGUUUAUGGCGUAAGGACGAUACAAAUUUAUUACAAAAGUAUAUAAGAGUAAAAACAACACCUGAAGAAUUCCUAUUUACAUCCAGUUCAGUGUAUUCAAGUUGGGAUGAUAAGCGUGUUAGUGAUUUCCUAGAUAUACAAGUUAAGUCCCUGGAUGUAAAUAAUAGACGUGUUAAGAUCACAGAUGCUUCAGAGUUGGGAAAGCUCUCCAAAGAAGCUGCAGAUGUUCUGGCUAGACGCAAAGAAAAGGGCGAGAAGCCCGGCCCUGAUUAUGAAGAAUUCAACAGUGAAGAUCUUAGCGAUGCCGAAGGAUCUAAAACUAAAAAAUCUCCUGAAAAAAUGAAUAAAGAUCGAAAAGAAACUAAUAGUUUAGAGAAAAGGCAUACGACAACGAACACUUGUAAUAAGUCGCUAGAACAACGGAAGUUUGUUUCUAAAGAUGCGGACGAUGAAGACGACGAUGAUGAUGAUGACGAUGAUGAAGAAGAGGUGGAAGAAGAAACUGAUGGAAAAGAAGAUGAAGCCAAUCUGGAUGCGGACGACGAUGAUGAUAUUGAGGAUGACGAAGAAGACGGAGAUGAAGACGAUUAAGUAAAUGAGUGAAAAGUUGGAAACAGAAUUUUUCUAAAGCUUAAUAAAAUUACAAAAAGAAAUUUGAAACUAACAAUUUAUAAAAUUCACUGUCUACUACAUUCUCUUGUUCUUCCACUCUUUCCAUCAACUGUAGACGUUAUAUGCAUGAUUUUUGCUUUAGAAAUUGUUUUCUAUGUAUUAUGUGAUUAAAAUUGGCGUAAAAAUAAUUUAAAAAAAUACAAUAACAAUAUAUAUACAUAUAUAUAUAUAUAUAUAUAUAUAUAUAGAAAUUGAUUAGAAAUACUUAAAAAUGUUUAUGUUAUAUAAAUAAUAAGAUGAACUUUAAAGAGGGCGUAGAAUUCAAAUGAAAAAUAAUUAAGAAAAGCACAAAAUAAUUCUAUACAAAUUAAAGAAUUUAAAUAAGUUUAUAUCAUGUAAGAUUUGCACAAAAUCAAAGGAAAAGCACUUUUAUCUAAGAAAUGAUGAUAAAUUUUAUUAAUAAUAACUUAAAGAGAAAUAUUAAUCAAUGCUAAGAAAAAAGACUAAGCAGCAUUAUGGUUACUACGAUUAAUAGAUUAAAGACAUUAAUUAAGAUAUCAAUAGUAAUCAAAUUCUAUUCAUAUACACAGCAAACAUUAAAUUAUGAUAAUCUAAUAAAAAUGCUACAAA
Molecule: messenger RNA, 1913 nt
Organism: Glossina fuscipes
Lineage: Eukaryota; Metazoa; Arthropoda; Insecta; Diptera; Glossinidae
Product: transcription initiation factor TFIID subunit 11
Exons: 2
Coding region: 177-1262 (361 amino acids)
Source: RefSeq, a predicted model, not a curated record